AAAAGACUAAAAAUACAGUCUAUAUUAUUUUAAUACAUUUGAACAUGCCCGUUGUUUGGAUAUCUUUCACAUCUUAACUAAUAUCAUGAACGCUAUUAGCUAACACUGGAACCUCCGGCAGAAGAGGCGAGAUUUAGAUUACACCACUACCAGUAUGGCGAACGCUUGUUCUAUUCACUUGAGCUCCAUUCUACACAGAACCGGAAUACGGAUACGUCAUGAGCAAAAUUUCCCGCCAUAUGUAUUACUCACGUUCUAAUGGCGAGGCUGCGAAACCAGCAAAACGCCUAUCGCCGAUCACACGGGCACUUACACAAAAUGCUGGCACCUUGUCGGCCACGCUAGUGUUGCUCACGUCGUUUCUCAACCAGUUGUCAGUAACGUUUCGAUCGCGAUCGUGCGCGACUGUGCGCAAAUGCGGGUGCACGUGUGAUCACGCGAAGGACUGCAAAAGCUACACAAAACAAGGCAGGAUCCGUGAUCAGCAUACAAAGCCGCCGCAAACCAUACCACAACCCUUGCCAAUGGAGAACGCAAGUGCGUCAACGACCGGCCCGGUGCCAGAUUCGGUGGCCAACGCGCUCAUGAGUAUUCAUCCGCGGUACAACAGCUUCCACCAGCACAAUGCCUUCCCGGCGGCAGCACCCGUCGGGAGUUUGGGCGCACGGUACGAGCAGAACGCGGACAGCCCGGGCAUGGCCACGAACCAUCAGAAUGGGCUCAGCACUGGCAAUGGCGGAAAUACGACCGUGCAACCGGCGGCCACAAGCGUCAUCAAUCUGUCGAACUCGAGCGACGUCGUCAUUGGCCCGAUGACACAGUACCAAGGUUCCGUUACUAUCUACCAGUACAUGGAUGCGACCGUCGAAGCUAGCCGAAUUGCAAAUGGAUACAAUAAUCAGAACCAGUUGAUGGGACCAAAUACUUCGCCGGGCAUAAAAUACGAACGCCUUAUCGUGUACAGCAUAAUUACACUCUUUAUAAUCAUUGGUUUGGUGCUAUUGUUUUACGUUAUCUUCAUGAUGUUCCCCUCCGGCGACAAUAUUAUUCCAAAGGAACUAUUUUUUGAAGACAACUCUGCUUCUAAAUCAAUUCCCAAUCUCGGCAACGGGCACAUGGUCAUCGAUCGCCACAACUGGGGUGCACAGCAGGGUGUACAUGGACCGUACAAGCUGCCACAUCCCAUUCCGUACGUGCUGAUAACGCACAUAGGCGUCCACUCGGAAAUCUGCUCCGAUGUGCACGUUUGCUCCAUCAAGAUGCGCACGCUGCAAGAUGCAGCAAUUGCCGAGAAAAGUCUGCAAGACAUACCGAGCAAUUUUUAUGUCGGUGGUGACGGAAACGUUUACGUUGGUCGUGGAUGGGAUACGGCCAAUGCGUACGCUAAUAUGUCACUGGCCGUGUGCUUCAUGGGCGAUUACGGGCGGUAUGAACCGAACGAUCUUCAGCUUUCAGCACUGGAUCAUCUAUUGACGUUCGGCGAGAAACACCGCCUUUUAACGGAAGACUACAAAAUCGUCGCACAUCGACAGGCACGAACUACACGCAGUCCUGGGAUAAAACUGUACGAGAAAAUAACGAAACUCACGCGAUGGUACCCGUGCGGACUACCAGGUUACGCAAAGUGUGGCGUCGAAAUAGGCCUACCAACAGUCUGGGAUCAAGAAUAUCCAAAAUCGAUCCCUACAAUAGUUGCUACAGUUAGUGAUAAUAGUACUCAAACCAAUUAAAAGCAUUACAAACGAAUUUAAAGCAAUUUUGUUAAAUACUCAGGAAAUAUUGUUGUCUAAAAAUCAAUUAUUGUUUUUCAUUGUUGUUAAAUGCAUUUUGUUCUUAAGAUAUCGACAAACUUUUGAUCAUUUUCUAUAAUAUGUUUUCGUUAGCAUAGGUUUCCUUUUCUUCUUAUAUAGCACAUUAACCUUUCUGACUUGGUAUACCGCAAACCACUAAUGGACUUUUGCUAUCGGUGACUUGAUGUGUUUAUACCUUGAGAGCAGGAUAGUUAGUUCAUUACGGAUUUGAACCGAUUAUAGGCCGAUGAUAGGUAGGUUGUUAAGUCGUAGUUGAAUAGGUUCAUUGUAAUGAAUUAUAAGUCAAAUUUUCUCUACUAAAAUAAUCCUGUGGUUAUUGAUUGUUGAGUUGAGAUUUUAUAGACAUUCAGAGAUCGGGUCACUUUUACAAUAAUGAAAAAACAUUCAUGGCGAAAAAUAAUUUAUGAUUAAUUAAAAUGUACAUGCUUUGUACAAAUAUAUAGAAGCUAUACAAAAAUACAUCAUCUCCAAACAUU
Molecule: messenger RNA, 2287 nt
Organism: Anopheles gambiae (African malaria mosquito)
Lineage: Eukaryota; Metazoa; Arthropoda; Insecta; Diptera; Culicidae
Product: peptidoglycan-recognition protein LA
Exons: 5
Coding region: 219-1730 (503 amino acids)
Biological process (GO): peptidoglycan catabolic process
Molecular function (GO): N-acetylmuramoyl-L-alanine amidase activity; zinc ion binding
Source: RefSeq, a predicted model, not a curated record